Molecule: messenger RNA, 2502 nt
Organism: Sardina pilchardus (European sardine)
Lineage: Eukaryota; Metazoa; Chordata; Actinopteri; Clupeiformes; Clupeidae
Gene: shtn2
Product: shootin 2
Exons: 18
Coding region: 65-1786 (573 amino acids)
Biological process (GO): positive regulation of neuron migration; neuron projection morphogenesis
Cellular component (GO): cell leading edge; cytoplasm; axonal growth cone
Source: RefSeq, a predicted model, not a curated record
GGACGUCCCCUAGUCCAAGCCUCCAGCGAUAAAAGAGAACCAGCGACAGAGCCACACUGUCAAUAUGUGGGCCGUCGAGAUAGACAGCAAAACGUCAGAUUCUGACAAUGACAGCCACAUCUUCUCUGAUGACGAGAGGGACAUUCAGUGUGAGAUUCUGGAGAUACAAAGGGAUGAAGCCAAUCAGAAACUCUCUGAGAUUGAACAAGCCUCUUCUCAGCUACUGAAGGAGAUUGAUGCCCUGGAGUUACAGUUCCAGGUAGAGCGAGCCUGCAGGGAGACUGCAGAGGCCUUGGCUGUGAAGGUGACUAAAGAGAACAAAGUGCUGAAGAGACAGAGCCUGGCCUUGAUGCCGCUCAUCCCAGAACUGCCAGAGAACCUCGACCUUCUGACCUUUGACCCAGAGAAUGAUGCUGGUAAUGACCCUGGCACAGCGGGAGAUGCUGGUGCUGACCUACUCCUGCAGAGCCAAGCCCAGAUUCAAGAGCUCCAGGCCUCUCUGGAUGACCUGCUGGCUGAGAAGAUGCGCUUGAGCGAGCAGGUGGACGAGCUGCAGAGAGAAAAGGCUGACCUCACCGAGCAGCUCACUCGUGAGAUGGAGGAGAAGGAGACCCUCUUGAAGAAGAUGACCAAACAGAGCAGAGCGGUGAAUAAGAUGAAGAGAGUCUCCCACCUGGUGACUGAGGAGUUUGCAGAGAUGUCCCAACAGCUGGAGAUGGAGCAGGGACUGAGACAACAUGCUGAGAUCUUUGCCCACCAGGUGCUGGUCCAGAGGCCCACUGGUGAGAUGGAGCUGCAGCUGCAGCAGUCCCUGGAGCAGGUGGCCAAAAUCAGCGGCUCCCUGGGAGAGAUCUGCCUCCACUACCGCAACCAGGCUGAGCCAGGCUCUGAGCUGCUGCUGCUGCGUGAGCGUGUGCAGGACAGUGAGCUGAAGAGGAGUGUGCUGGACGCCCAGCUGGUAGAGGCCCACAGGACCAUCGCAGAGCUGCUGGGCCAGAUUAAGCAGUUUCAGGAUAGGCUGCAACCGAAGACUGAGGGGCAACCUAACGAAAUGGUCCAAUCAAAGGACGAGACCCCAAGCCUUGGCCUGCCCCCUCCUCCUCCUCCUCCUCCUCCUCCCCCUGGUCUUCCCCCGCCUCCUCCUCCUCCACCUCCACCUCCACCACCACCACCUCCACCAGUUUCAAAGACUGCUGUCGACCCAUUGGAUGAGCUGAGGAGCAGAAGAAAGAAUGCAGGAAAUACAACAGACCCCAAUAAGGGUCAUUCAUCCCUAGACAUAAAGUCCAGAGCUGUGGAUGAGAUGAUGGAACGAAUUAAGAAAGGGAUUGUUCUCAGACCCGCCCAGAAACCAAUACAGAGUGCCUUUGAUGAAGACGACAACAAAGAGCAGAAGAGUGAGAAGAGAAAGUCCGCUAUUCUUGAGCUCCAGGGGAUGCUGGACUCCAUGAAUAAGCGGGGACCCAGAAGGGUGGGGUCCCGGAAUCGCAUCAGUCGGAACGUGGGGGAGGCGGAGUUACAGCUUGUCCUUCGGAGGAGAAGGCGGGCCAUGGGUGAUGAGCAAGAGGCUCGGCCAACCGCCACCGCUGACUCCACCACCACAACUUCACCCAAACAAGGGGGUGGCCCUGCCUCGGCUGGCCCAGCCUCGAGCUCUCUUCCCUGGGCUGGAGAGAGUGGCAGUGCCCCUGUGCUGCGGAGGCUGAAGCAGAACCGGGAGAAUAGGAACUCGCGAAUCAGAGAAUCUCAGUUCAUCUUGGAGGAAGUCAACGUUACGAGUCCAUGAAGUUGUUGAACGAUGAUCUUUUGGUGUUGCUGUGGUUUCUCUGUAAGCAAUCUAGGGUCAGAGAGUGUCAGAGAGAAAACAGGUCUAAAGAUGUAAAAACUGAAAUGUUCUAGAAUAUUAGAGCAUAACACAAUUUUGUUUUGUGUCAAUAUAGUACAGAGAAGAGAGAGGGAGAGGGAGUGAGAGGCGGACGUUCUGACAUUCUUUAUAAAAAAAUGACUCUCAUUUACACCAGUCCAGCAGUUAUCAAUGUACAUCUUUGUUCACAAAGUUUGGAUUUGUAAUACAAUUGUAAUACUGUACCAUGAUGUGUGCUUACCCUAACACUUAUCUUCACAAGUUGUAGGCUACUCAUGUGGCAACAUGUAAAGGAUAGACAUUUCACGGUUAUUUUCAUAUGAAGAAGAACCCAUUUGUUUUCUGUUGGUCCAAUUAACACAGCUUAUUUUGCUGACAGUGCAGGCACAGCGAAGUCUGACGCAUUAAGUGGGCCGAAGUUCAUUAAUAAAAGAUACAGUCUAUAGAAAGAUAGUCUUGUCUAUUUCAGAGUCUGUGCCUUGACUUCCCGCUACCUAUCACUGCCAAACUCUGGCCCAAUUUUAUGGACACAGAGAUUGUAUUUGCAUUAAAACGAGGAAGACACCGGAGCAGCAUAGUUUAUAAGGCUUACAUUUUUUUUUUAAUGCAAAGGUGCACCACAACAUACUAAUGUUUCA